AUGUGCACGAUGUGCUGGCUGUCAGAGUUGUAGUCCUCCGCCUUGUUUCCGAGACCGUCGACCAGCUGCGUGUUGGCCCCUCCCCUCAGUAGAACGGCCACUGUUUCAGCACUCUCGCUCUCGCAGGCCAGCAUCAAGGCAGUCCUGAUUGAAGACACAAACGGAUCACAAUUCAACAUGCGUAUUAUUUGGAGUAACUAAAUGAUGUAUGGGGGGGGGGGGUAUUAUGACCCACUUUUUCGUGGCGACUUUUACUCAGGUGUGACUUGUAUAUGAAAAUUAGAGCUCAAAAUCCCCGUUCUGCAAUUGUGGAACGUUAUUGGUCCCGUAUAUUCACGAUGUGAUACGUAUCAGUCAUCAUUUCAUAUUUUGCGUCUUCAUACUGUUUUAUUCAUGAAUUUUUGAAGAUAGUUCUGAGGCACGGCGGUCGACUGGUUAGCACGUCGGCCUCACAGUGCAGAGGUGUAGGGUUUAAUUCCUUCUUGUGUGGAGUUUGCACGUUCUCCCAAACUGACCCCUUAACAUCGGGCCACCAUUAACGUCGAAGUAGUAUCCUUGUUGUGGCAGAUGCUGCAUGGUAAACUAGCGAGCUAGCUGGAGACACGGUCCCUGAGUUUACUCCCGUGACAGGCGGCAGCAAACUAAUGACAUCGUGUAGAUCUACUUUCUUUUCUUCUUUGAUUGAAACAAAAAUAAUUCUCCCCCGCAAAUGCAACUUAUAUACUCUGCAAUGACAUUUUUUUUUCUUCUUCAUGAAGCACUUUUUGACUGGUGCGAUUUUUAUUCCCAGGCAAGUUAUCGUCCAAAAAAAUGCGGGAAUAAUUUUCUGACCAACUGAGUGAAAUUAGAUAAUUUCCUGCAGCGCAAUCGAUGAGCUCUCAUGGCACACCAAUGUGCCUAGGAGGGAAUCAUUGCAUUACAAAUGAUCAAUUUCUAUGUUAUAAAAUUAUAAACACUACAGUGUCUCAGACAUGGAGAUCCCGAUCACGCCCGCUGAAUUUUCACAACUCUUGUUUCAAUGCCAGCGUCAUACUGAGCGGAGAUUUCCCAGCGAACAGGUUGAGACCGAAUCAACAUGUUUGCUCCGUCCAACAUCAAAGAUGUUGAUCCCUGCCAGAGGCCUUGAACUACCACGCUUGAAAUCGUAUCCAAAUGCCGCAGACUCUCCGAAUGAAUCCUUCCUCUGUUGCAACCAGCACAACCCCACCGCUGCGAUAAUGGCCCCAUAGAGGUCUGCGGCUCUCGCCUUGCUCCAUCUGUCCGGAAUUUAGCAGCUGCUGCGACCGGACUGACAGACACGCAACUUCCAGACGGCCUCCUUCGGCUGAGGCUGCAGCACAGAUGAAGAGUUGUGUACCUCCCCUGGUUGUCCUGAAUGUUUGCGUUGGCACCUCGGCCCAGCAGAAAGACACACAGCUCCGCUUGACUCAUCUGCGCUGCCAGAAUGAGGGCGGUGGAUCCAUCCUGAACAGCGUGGGUGGGGGGCAAAAACAAAAAUGAACAUAUUACCGGAGCAUUAAUGCAACGAUUAUACCAACUCAUCAUUUUUGAACCUACCCCAUCCUGCACAUCAAGAUCGGCUUUGAAGUCCCACAGGAUCUCAGUGCAGGAUACGUAGCCACUGACCGCUGUAAACAAAACUGUCACAUCAACGUUCACAUGCCUUAUACUUUUCAAUGAAGUGGCAUUAUGAUCAAUUUCAUCCCCACCCGCCACAAUGUAAAGUACACCUGCAUAAAUUAUGGAGCAAAUACUCCCUAGAUUGACGGCAGUGUUACCCAAAUUUUAUUGAGCCCUGGACAUAUUUUUAAAUAUUUCAUUAGGAAAAUAUAGGCAGAUUUUGUAUAACUCCAAAGAUUAGGAAACAAAUGCUAUGCAUCCAGCUGUCAUGAUGGAGACAUGGAUUCAUUGAAGACCAUAUAGAGUACCGUAUUUUCCGCGCUAUAAGGCGCAACUAAAAGGAUUCAAUUUUCCCAAAAGGUGCGCCCUAUAAUCCGAUGUGCCUUAUAUUUGGUGUUACGGUCUCUUUAUAUUCCCCAUUGAGUUGUUUCCGUUAGUAUUCUGAUGCCAUCUCAUGUUGAUUAUUAGGAGGAACCAAUUGUAAUCUAAAAGGGUCCUGCCUGACACGAAUUGACGUGCAUUUGCCAACACAGACUCAAACAACAACAUUGUGAGCUUCGUGCAGCCAUUAUGAAACGAAGAUCACACCAAAGGCAUUGUUAACGAGUGACUAAACAAUGGAAGAAGGAGACAAGCAAGACUUCGAAGGAUUUUUAGCCCCUUGAGGAUGUGAGCCCAUGAGGUUUGAGCGCCUUUUUGUUGAAUCCAUUGUCUUCAUAUCUUUUGUCUUUCAUUUAUUGUUUUGUAAUGCCAUUUGUAUUUGUAUGUUUCAUGUCCGUGUUUGUGACCAGUUGUGUUACAGCUGCAGCGGUUGUGAAGGCUUUAUAUACUGGUAAAUAAAGCUGUAUUGUAUUGUAUUCCCUUCAGCGUAGCACCAUCUAGUGGAUGCAUUGCACAACCGCAGCCACGAUUGUAGCCUCUAUUCUAUGCACCUUAUAAUGCAGUGCACCCUCCCUAUGAAAACAGUUUUAAAGCAUGCCAUUCAUUGAAGGUGCGCCUUAUAAUACGGAGCGCCUUAUCAUGUAUAAAAUAUUGUCUGACUGAUUACAGUCACCAAAAUAUGCACUUGACUUUGGUCAAAGUGUGUAACGGUUCCUGUUACUGUACCCGCAUGAUGGAGGGGUGUCCUUCCAAUGGCAUCUGCGCAAUCCACUUCCAGUCUUUCCUGUUAUCAACAGGAUAGGACAAAACUUGUGACAUUUGAUGAUGCAGGGAACAUGUAUGUUGUCAACUUCAUUUACCUGCAAAAGUCUCUUUAAGCAUUCGGUCCGUCCGUUUUUGGCUGCGAGGUGAAGGGCGCCAAAGCCUAGCAAUUAAAAUCAGCAAACAACAUGUGAUAUGGUGGCCUUGAUGGAUAAUGUUUUGUUUUUUGGUCUGUGUUGUGCAAUACCACACCGGCACCAUCUGUGACAUUGAGGUCUGCUCCGUGAGCAAUGAUGACCUCCAGACAGUCGACAUGCCCACGAGAUACACAUUGAUGGAAGCUGCCGGAAAGACACGUGAGUUAUUUUCUUUAAGCACCGCACCAAGUUUGGAAGCAAAUCCGCGAUGGCCAAGUGGCUCAAAGACUACUUGAGUUUUGGCAGCAGGAAGGUACCCCCACAGCCUCCCACGCCAGACUACACAGAGAGCGAGAUCCUAAAAGCCUACCGCCUCCAGAGGGAACUGGACUUUGAAGAUCCAUACGAGGACUCCGAAAACCGUCCCAGGGCCGAAUCUGGGACUUCGGAGCCUGCCACUCCCGUGUACGGCUCGCCCAUGAAGUCCUCCAGCGCGGAUGUGAAAUCUCCUAAACACAGACUCAUCAAAGUGGACUCCCAGGACCUGGGCCGCACCAAGAUCUUGCUCAGUGCCAUCUCUUUAGACGACCAGCAAGAACCCGCAGUGCCAUCUGCUCCGUUGGCGGGGGACACGGACUAUUCGGACCCAUUUGAUGUUCGCUUGGACCAUCGGCCAGAACCGGAUGUCAGACCGGUUCCCUCAGAAAACAAUGGCUACAUGGAACCUUAUGAGGCCCAGCGAGUCAUAACAGAACUCCAGCGUGGCCCAGGAGGAGGACGGUCACGGGGCGGGCUGCAGCUGUAUGACACCCCGUAUGAAGACGGGCGAGGCCAACGUCCGGGCUUCAGCUUCGGAGAAGUUCAGGAGGAGGGCAAGGAGGGCAGCAGGCUGCCGCAAGAUGACGAGAGACCGGCCGACGAGUACGACCAACCUUGGGAAUGGAAGAAAGAUCACAUCUCCAAAGCUUUUGCAGAUAUGAAAGAGUUGUCAGAGCUGUCCUGGCCUGCCCCGGUGGGUCAGAGGGGGGAGGAGGAGCCCUCCGCUAAAGAGCAAGUGCAGUUCGACGGACCCGAAUGGGAUCGCUCGUCGUCGCCCACCGAGCGCUUACGUCCUCCAGGGCCCCGGUCCAGCCCGCUGCUGGGCGGGGGGGUAAAGUUUCGAAUGCCUCAGGAGGGCCUCACCAUGGUUGGGGAGAGGGUGGACCCCACACAGCCUCUGGAGAAGCAAGUGUGGUACCACGGUUCACUGGCUCGGUCCGAAGCGGAGUCGCUGCUCACCUUGAGUAAAGAGUGUAGCUACCUGGUGAGGAACAGCCAGACCAACAGAUGCGACUACUCUCUGUCUCUCAGGAGCUGCCAGGGUUUCAUGCACAUCAAGUUCACGCAGUGCAAAGACGGCAAGUACGUGCUGGGACACAACAGCCCGCCGUUCGACUCCAUCCCUGAAUUGGUGCACUUCUACACCACGCACAAGCUCCCCAUCCGUGGUGCCGAGCACCUGUCGCUGCUCUUUCCCGUGCUGGUGCAGACACUUUGACUGUGAAAAGUUUUUUUUUUGUUGAGAAACUUCAAACUCAUUCGUCCCGGUUAUUUUUGGACUGGACCUUUUCACCGUUGUACUACUUGUGCCAAGUGUCGCUAACAUCCAAGGGGAUUGAUUCGCAGAGAAGGCAAUAGCUGAACUCCGCUCCCUCCCUCUCUGUCUGACAUAUCUGUGCUGAACCAAGGUCGGCGGACUUCAGGAAAGCAGAAAUUCUCAUUUCUUUUUUUUUCCUUCUUGGCCACACAUCCGUCACACCUGAGGAAGUCAGUGGCACCUUGGGAAAAGUUGAGAGAUGCUGAGGUUCUGUUCGCACAGGAGAUUUUGCCAAAGGUGGAGAUUCAAUUACUGCUGUUCACCCCCCCCCCCCCACCCAAAAAAACAACUUCAGUAACACUGGUUCAAUAUUCCUCUUGUCAGGUUUUUCACAUUUCUACUAGGAUCAAUAAAUGGAACGAUGGAAGACGA
Molecule: messenger RNA, 4908 nt
Organism: Hippocampus zosterae (dwarf seahorse)
Lineage: Eukaryota; Metazoa; Chordata; Actinopteri; Syngnathiformes; Syngnathidae
Gene: shdb
Product: Src homology 2 domain containing transforming protein D, b
Exons: 8
Coding region: 3169-4437 (422 amino acids)
Molecular function (GO): phosphotyrosine residue binding
Source: RefSeq, a predicted model, not a curated record